AUGAUUAUCGGCUGUAUGGCAGGCCUGGUGGCGGCUGCACAAGCAUGCCUUAAGGAUAGCGAUUGCUUAACCAGAUCAAGACCGGAUGUCCAUUCAAUGUUCUGUGUUGAUAACAUCUGCCAGAAGGUUCUACCUCCGGGAAAGCAUUGUACCAGGCCUACAGAGUGCUCCUCGUAUUCAUUUUUUGGGCCUUUGGCUUGCACAGGGAAAUGUAAGGUUGAGAAUGAGUGCGAGUAUGGAAAGGAUGAUAAUUUCGAUUCUAUGUACUGUUGUAGAAGCAUUCCUCAAGGAAAAGAAUGCAAUCCGAACCGGCCUGGAUCUCUUAGUGGAUGCGACAUAACUCAAUCAUGCUUAAUGGGGAAAAAGGGUUUCUAUGAAUGUGUUCCUGACAAAUCAAACUCCUGGUUACUUGGCGUAUUUCUAUCUAUAAGUGGAAAUAUCGGGAUAAAUAUUGGAAUAAACCUUCAGAAGAAAUCAUAUAAACAAUCACAUAUAAGACUAUUCAAUAUGAACCUACAAACAUUUUAUGCAGGAUGCUUUACGUACGGCCUGGGAAAGAUUCUUGGAUAUUGCUCGUAUCUCUUUGGAAAUCAAUCACUAAUGGCUGUGCUGAGUGCAACAGGUCUUGUCUCAAACAGCAUACUUGCUCCAAUGAUCAACGAGGAGAUCUUCACCUGGAAAGAUUUCUCUGCAAUAUUCUUUGUGUUUGCAGGGACAACACUUAUAGUCAUGAAUACAGCUACUAGCCACAAGGUUUAUACCCUUUGCGAGCUUUUGAAGAUGUAUACUCGCGUGGAAACAUUGGUAUGGCUUGGAUUUAUCAUUCUUGUAAUAAUAGUUCUCUUUAUAUUCGUUAAGUACGUAGAAGUUAACAGCAAUUGGGAACUUCCUGACGAGAAUAUGAUAUUUCUAAGGAGAGAGGGUGUUUGGUUUGACGAGGAGGGGACAGUUAUUAAGUAUACAAUGGUUCUGGCCUAUGUAUGCUUGUCCUCGUUCAUAGCAUCUUUUACAACCCUAUCUAUAAAAAGCCUCGGUGAGAUGAUUGACAAGACAGUUGCUGGGGACAACCAAUUUAUAUUCCUCACAACAUAUUGUUUCAUCAUAAUUCUUGCAACAUGCACAUUCUUUCAAAUAUACUGGCUCAACAGGGCUCUAAGGCAUUAUGAUGCUCUGCUAGUAAUUCCUAUGUUUCACGUCACAUGGACUCUUUUAAGUAUAUUUACUGCUGGGAUCUACUUCCGGGAAUUUGAACAAUACACCCGCUAUCAACUUAGUGUAUUUGUCUGUGGGGUGAUACUUAUCUUCUUCGGAUCCUUUUUCCUGGGAAGUAGAAUAACAAACAAGACCUAUAUCAAAACCAAAGACAUUGGAAUGGAAUCGGAAAAGAUAUUAAAGAACCAAUAA
Messenger RNA from Encephalitozoon intestinalis ATCC 50506, 1404 nucleotides. RefSeq lists its product as uncharacterized. The record is from RefSeq and is a predicted model, not a curated record. Gene Ontology annotation, cellular component: membrane. The coding region runs from base 1 to 1404 and encodes 467 amino acids. Lineage: Eukaryota; Fungi; Microsporidia; Unikaryonidae. Gene Ontology annotation, molecular function: magnesium ion transmembrane transporter activity. Gene Ontology annotation, biological process: magnesium ion transport. The transcript has a single exon.